Messenger RNA from Girardinichthys multiradiatus, 1093 nucleotides. Its product is annotated as alpha-2,8-sialyltransferase 8E-like. Gene Ontology annotation, molecular function: alpha-N-acetylneuraminate alpha-2,8-sialyltransferase activity. Gene Ontology annotation, biological process: oligosaccharide metabolic process; N-glycan processing. The record is from RefSeq and is a predicted model, not a curated record. The coding region runs from base 494 to 1093 and encodes 199 amino acids. The transcript is spliced from 3 exons. Lineage: Eukaryota; Metazoa; Chordata; Actinopteri; Cyprinodontiformes; Goodeidae.
CCAAGAACUAAUCAACCAAACACAAAUUUCAUUACUUUUUGUGCCUAUUUUAGUUUAUAUUUUAUACAUUUUGAUAGUUGAAGUUUACCGUUAUAAAUUAGAAAAUAACUAUGGACGUUCUUUGUGGAGUUUUCAUGUGCUUCCUGUGCAUGUGGGUUUCCUCCAAGUUCUCCCGGCUCUUCCAAUAUCUCCUGCCCCCAAUAAUAAAUGUGUGUUAGGAUAGUUGGUAACUUUAAAUUGCAAUUAGGUGUAAGUACAUGCGUGCUUGUCUGCCUUUGUGUGUCUUUGUGGUAAUGAUGUGAUGCAUUGGGCUGUACAUUGCCCUUCCUUUGUUGACAGCUGAGAUAUUCAUCUCACUUGACCCUGAGCACCAAGUCAGUGAUAAAUCUUCUGUUGGUGAUGAUUCUAGGGGCAUCCUUUCUCAAACAAAAGAUGGGACACAUGUGCUGUCGUCGGGAAUGGUGGGAUCCUGGCAAACAGCAACUGUGGAGAAAUGAUCAACUCAGCUGAGUUUGUUAUCAGAUGCAACCUACCUCCUUUGUCAGAUGGAUAUGAGAAACAUGUUGGUACCAAGACAGACCUUGUGACUGCAAACCCAACAAUCUUCUUUAAAAAGUUUGAGUCUCUUGUAGGACGCCGACGUCCACUAAUGGAAAAGCUGAGCAGCUACGGCAACUCGAUGGUGCUCCUUCCUGCCUUCUCCUUUGGAAUGAACACAGCUGUAUGUAUGCGGGCUCUUUACACCAUCCAGGACUUUCAAAGUGCCAUCCAACCUGUUUUCUUCAACCCUGAGUACCUCUAUAAACUCUCUCUCUUUUGGCGCUCACACGGGCUGAAAGAAGCACGGCUCAGCACUGGAGUCAUGAUGACAAGCCUGGCUUUGGAGCUCUGUGACAAUGUGCAUCUUUACGGGUUUUGGCCCUUCAGUGUUCAUCCAUACAGCUUCAAGAACCUGACCAACCACUAUUAUGAUGACAUGAAGCCAAAUACAAAUUUUCACUCCAUGCCAGUUGAGUUUAACAUUUUGUUGCAGCUACACAAACAGGGUGUGCUACGCCUACACCUUGGCGAGUGUAAGCCAAAUGAUUACUAA